Molecule: messenger RNA, 1401 nt
Organism: Dovyalis caffra
Lineage: Eukaryota; Viridiplantae; Streptophyta; Magnoliopsida; Malpighiales; Salicaceae
Source: the annotation of a GenBank genome assembly
AUGGGAGUUCAAAUAAAACCCCAUCUCUUGAUCUUGUCCUUACUUCUCAUAUCUUCAUUCAUCAUCACCAUUGUUGCUUUGACGAAACAGCAAGAACUAGAUCGAAUCUCAGCUCUCCCUGGUCAACCACCAGUCACAUUUUCACAGUUUUCUGGCUAUGUUACUGUCAAUGAGAAACAUGGGCGUGCACUCUUUUACUGGUUGACAGAAGCUACAACAAUUCCUGACAAGAAACCUCUCGUUCUUUGGCUCAAUGGAGGACCAGGUUGUUCAUCGGUGGCGUAUGGAGCAUCAGAAGAAAUCGGACCGUUUCGGAUGAAUAGAACUGGUUUAUCUCUCUAUAUGAACAAAUAUUCAUGGAAUAGAGAAGCAAAUAUUCUAUUCCUGGAGUCACCAGCUGGUGUGGGAUUCUCAUACACAAACACAAGCUCAAAUCUUAAAGAUUCUGGUGACAAAAGGACAGCUCAGGAUGCUCUAGUUUUUCUCAUUCGAUGGAUGUCAAGAUUUCCUCAAUACAAAUAUAGAGGAUUCUAUAUUGCUGGUGAAAGUUAUGCAGGGCAUUAUGUUCCCCAGUUGGCAAAGAAAAUCCACGAUUAUAAUAAAGCGUACCCACAUCCCAUCAUCAAUCUUCAAGGAUUCAUUGUGGGAAAUGCAGUCACAGAUAGCAACUAUGAUAGCAUAGGAACUGUUGCAUUUUGGUGGACACAUUCAAUGAUAUCCGAUCGGACUUAUCGAGCCAUUAUUGACAAUUGCAAUUUCACAGAAGACGCAGCCUUUAAAAAAUGUGAUGAUGCUGUGAAUUAUGCAAUAAACCAUGAAUUUGGGGAUAUUGAUCAAUACAGCAUUUAUACACCAUCUUGCAUGCAACUGCCAAAUCCUACUAUGAGGUUAAAAAAUACUCUGUUGCGUAGAAGGAUUUCUGGUUAUGAUCCUUGCAGUGAGAAUUAUGCAGAAAAAUACUAUAAUCGACCUGAAGUCCAAAAGGCAAUGCAUGCCAAUGUUACUGGAAUUCCUUAUAAAUGGACUGCUUGCAGUGAUGUGCUUAUUAAAAACUGGAAGGAUUCUGAACCUUCAGUGUUACCCAUAUACAAGGAGCUAAUUGCGGCUGGUUUAAGAAUCUGGGUUUUCAGUGGUGACACAGAUUCAGUAGUUCCGGUGACUGCCACUAGGUUUUCCCUGAGUCACCUAAAUCUCCCAGUUAAAACCAGGUGGUAUCCUUGGUACUCGGGGGACCAGGUGGGAGGAUGGACAGAAGUUUACAAGGGGCUAACCUUUGCAACUGUUAGAGGAGCAGGCCAUGAAGUUCCAUUAUUUCAACCUAGAAGAGGUUUCAUUCUUUUCAGAUCAUUCUUAGCUGGGAAAGAAUUGCCCAAAUCCCGACAAGAACUCGAGAGACAGUAG